Messenger RNA from Lutzomyia longipalpis, 1270 nucleotides. RefSeq names its product phospholipase A1-like. Gene Ontology annotation, molecular function: lipase activity. The transcript has 3 exons. Gene Ontology annotation, biological process: lipid metabolic process. NCBI's taxonomy places the organism in Eukaryota, Metazoa, Arthropoda, Insecta, Diptera, Psychodidae. Bases 186 to 1202 code for a protein of 338 amino acids. The record is from RefSeq and is a predicted model, not a curated record.
AAAUUUAAAAUUCAAAACUUUCAUACCAACUUUUCUUAUCAAUUUUCAAUGUGACCAAUAAGGUGGUUAUACAUAUUUACUUAUUGCCACAUAUCUAAAUAUAUAGCUACUGAAAAAAAAAUUCUUCACCUUUAAUAAGACAAUGGGACGCCACACUGGAACAGUUUACCGCGUAAUUCAAGACUAUGAACAUUUUCGCAGUAGUUUUCCUCCUUGCGGCAGUAGCAGCAGUAGGACAUUCAAUUCCUGGUAAAGAGAAAACUCCCCUGAAGACGCCAGAAUAUUCUUUGGUUCCUGGAACUAAUAAGACUUUAGAGCUCUUGGAUAUUAGUCCAGGUCCAGGACCUAAAAAAUCUAGAAAAUUUCGAGUAGAACAAGAUGUGGUGUUUCAACUAUUUACUUCUAAAGAAGAAAAUCGUGCAGUUAAACUAAAUGAUGUAAACUCCCUGAAGCAGUCAAGCUUUGUCGCUAAGAAUCCAACACGUUUUGUUAUUCAUGGUUGGUCUAGUAGUGGAUCAGCAGAUGUUUGUGUGAAUAUUCGGAAAGCAUAUCUCAAGAAGGGAAAUUUCAAUGUUUUUGUGGUUGACUGGAAGGAGGGUGCCAAUGCAGGGUAUAUAACAUCCAGAAAUCGUGUAGGAUCAGUUGGGGAAAUCGUUGCGCGCUUCAUCACCUUCCUGAAUGAACAAACAGGCAUGACGCUGAGCAGUGUAACGAUUGUUGGACAUAGUCUUGGGGCUCAUGUAGCUGGAUUUGCGGGGAAAAAAUUAGGAGGCUCCGGUAGGAUUGGAGCAAUUGUAGGACUCGAUCCUGCACUUCCACUCUUCCCAUCUGAGGAUCCAAAAGAGCGACUUGAUGCCUCAGACGCAAUCUACGUAGAGGUUAUUCACACAAAUUCUGGGGGUUUAGGUCAAUAUCGACCAAUUGGUCAUACGGAUUUUUAUCCUAAUUAUGGAAUGAAACAGCCUGGAUGUAGUACUAGUAGUUGUGCUCAUAGUAGGGCCCAUGAAUUCUUUGCUGAAUCCAUUACGGCAAACUUCUGUGCCAAGCAGUGUAAUCAUUUCAGUAAUAUUUUGGAGAAAAACUGCGUUGAAACUGGAGUGAAGACAAAUAUGGGUGGAGAACCAGUGGCUAAGAAAGUUCGGGGAGUUUUUUGGUUGACUACAAACAGCAAGAGUCCUUUUGCUCAGGAUUGCCGAAAGUAAUCUUUAAUGAGAUUGUUGGAACUUCUUAUGUACUGAGGUUCAAUUUAAUAAAUUCGGAUAACUUCAAA